Messenger RNA from Serendipita indica DSM 11827, 294 nucleotides. The record is from the annotation of a GenBank genome assembly. Lineage: Eukaryota; Fungi; Basidiomycota; Agaricomycetes; Sebacinales; Serendipitaceae.
AUGGCUCCCAAGAGUAUUUCAGCGCGAAAUGCUGCAAAGGCGCAUCCAUACGCCCAAGUGAAGCUGCCGCGAAGUCUGAGAGCCUACGAUUUGAUCACCGCACUGGCAGUUCCAGGUCUCUUCCUUUACCUGAUGUUCGUAGCUCCCGGCGGUGAAAAAUCCGAGCUCUCCAUAGUACGUCGCUGGACCGAAGGGUUAAUCCAAGACGUUCGGGAUUGGUGGAAUAAAGUCCCACGAGAUGCAGAGGUCGACCCCGAGAUUUUGUUACAACUUGAGCGAUCUCGCAAGCCAUAA